Messenger RNA from Mucor mucedo, 682 nucleotides. RefSeq lists its product as uncharacterized. The record is from RefSeq and is a predicted model, not a curated record. The transcript is spliced from 2 exons. Lineage: Eukaryota; Fungi; Mucoromycota; Mucoromycetes; Mucorales; Mucoraceae. The coding region runs from base 58 to 456 and encodes 132 amino acids.
UUUUUUUUUUUUUUUUUUUUUUUACCACUCCGUUCCUUUAAUACCCUCUCCUAAAAAAUGAUCAGCUACUUAAGCAUACUUUUACUUUUCCUCUCUCUUGUGAGUGGACAACAAACAAACCCACCCCCAACGACACCAGAUGGAUUCAAGACUGAUGAUAAUAAUAGUGGGCCAGCAGAAGAAAGCUGGCUUAAAAAGAACGAUCGAUAUGUGUUCGUCAUAGUUGUUUCGAUUUUGUUUUUAGCUAUUAUUAUAUGGUAUGUUACCAGAAGUAUUCGUGGUAUGCGUCAAAGAUUAGCACAAGAAAACCAGAACCAUAUGAUGAUGAUUGGGGGUAACAGUAACUUUUCUGAAACGGUGCCUGUUGACAAUAACGGUUUUCAUAAAAUGCCUGAUUAUCCUGUAUCACAACAACAACAACAGCAACAGCAACAACAACACACCCAUCGUUAUUAAUAAUUAUAUUUUUGUUUAUUAUUUAAAACAAAGAAUUUUACACUAUAAAUACAUAUUUAAUUGUGCACCGGAUACAUGCGGGGUUCCUUAACCAUACGUUGCGCCAAAAGCAAUACAUGUUUGAACGCAAACCAUAACCCUUAUAGAUUUGUUUUUAACUUUUUCGUUCAUUGCUUUCUUAUUGAAUACAAAUAAACCAAUGUAGCUUAUACCACACACACAAAAA